AUGGGCCUUCUAGACUUUCCAACAGAGGCGCAGCUUGCAAUAGCUGAAUUACUACCCCUAUGCGACUUGUCCGCCUUAUCCAUGACUAGCAAGGGCUUGCGUCAUGUUGUCGAACCUCGCAUCUACUCAUCAAUCAAGAUGAAAUGGACACUGCAAGAUCACCCACCCAUCAUGUUACUCCUACGAACCAUCCUCAAAAGACCAGACUUAGGAGGCCACAUUCGACGCCUGGAACUUGACGGUGAAGGGUUUCUUUUACCUUCAAGGCAGUGGAUACCUCAGAAUCCCGCUGCACUACCGAAUAUCGUUCAUCUCCAGGUCGAAGACCUCUAUAGGGUCGCUAAUUCCGCAGGAGCGGAAGAAAAUACCAGUUCUUGGGUCCAUGAAGCCCAAUCUGGGUCGCCUAAUGCCGUUGUAGCAUUUCUUUUAAGUCUAUCACCAAACUUGCAAUGGCUUUCCCUUUCUUGCAACUGGACCAACGAAAUCAAAUACAUCGGACUUGUAUUCAGAUCAGCCCUCUGCAAGACUGCCAUGGACGACCUUUCGCCACAAUUACCUACCUAUGACUUACUGAAACACGUCGAGUUCGCCCCCAGGGUCGAUACAGAAAACUUUCCGGGCCCAGAGAACACGCUGGAGGCCUUGAGUCUAUUUUACUUGCCCAAUCUCGAACACCUGACAGUCUGCAUUGAUAACCCGAUCGAGUUUUCUUGGCCAUGUUCGGCCCCGCCGAACCCGCUAUUGCUGACUUCCCUUGAGUUGGAUCGGAUAAGGGAAACCCGCCUUGAGCCAUUGUUGUCUGCUCUUAAAAACCUGCGGAAGUUACAAUACAACUGGUUCUUCCAGGCUGAUAUGGACCCCAAAGUCAGUAACAGCGUAGUCAGGUUGGAUACAAUGGCGACAGCAUUGGCGGUACUCAAGGACACACUAACCGAGUUGACCAUCACGGGAGAAACACAGCCGGCGUUGUCUUUGUCGGAAUACGAUCCACCUGACGUCACCUUUCAAGGCUCGUUGGGCCAGCUUUCCCAGCUGCACAGGCUUAAACGAAUGCAUAUUCCGUGGGUGUUUGUGAUGGGCAUGAGCGACCCUUCUCCUGGUCGGAUCGGCUCCAUACUCCCGCCUAGUCUCGAAUGUCUCCGACUUCCGGCGUAUGUGUGGUGCACCGAUGACAACGAGUGGCAUGAUGAACUGAUCUUUGCUGCCGUCAAGUCGGAGCUGGAGAGCGGAGGAUUGUCUGGAAUGGAACAUUUGAAAAGGAUUACCCUCCCUGGCUCCUACCACAUGAAUGAAGAGGAGAACCCGGGAACUAGGAACCAGUGA
Fusarium vanettenii 77-13-4 is the source of this 1323-nucleotide messenger RNA. RefSeq lists its product as uncharacterized. Gene Ontology annotation, molecular function: protein binding. The record is from RefSeq and is a predicted model, not a curated record. The coding region runs from base 1 to 1323 and encodes 440 amino acids. The transcript is spliced from 2 exons. NCBI's taxonomy places the organism in Eukaryota, Fungi, Ascomycota, Sordariomycetes, Hypocreales, Nectriaceae.